AUGCCAACAGGACGCCAACCAAAAAGACGAUCCCGGGGAUCAGGAGCGGACCGGUCACCUCUGCAGAGGCGCAGGAAACCUGUCAAUCCGGCUGAGAUGCAGGAGCAUGGCAACCUAGAGCGCUGGAGAGAGAGCAUACCUGACAGUACCCCCUCCCUGGCGCGUUCGGCUCCAGCCGCAGGACGCCAACCCAAGGGACGAUCCUGGGGAUCCGGAGCGGCCCAGUCACCUCUGCUGAUGCGCUGGAACCUGACAGACCGGCUGAGGCAGGGGAGCCUGGCGAUUCGGCUGAGAUAUCCCCUCACGAAUUACACGUUUGGUACAAAGGAACCUCUCUACGAGAAGGAUAGCUCGGUGGCGGCUCGGUUCCAGAGGAUGCGCGAGGAGUUCGAAAAAAUAGGCAUGAGGCGGGCAGUGGAGGGUGUUCUGAUCGUACACGAGCACAGGCUACCACACGUUCUACUACUGCAGUUGGGGACAACCUUUUUCAAACUUCCUGGUGGAGAAUUGAAUGCAGGGGAGGACGAAGUGGAAGAACUGAAGCGAUUGAUGACAGAGAUCCUGGGGCGGCAGGAUGGAGUGAAGCAGGACUGGGUGAUCGAUGACUCUAUUGGAAACUGGUGGAGACCCAACUUUGAGCCCCCACAGUACCCCUACAUCCCAGCACACAUUACCAAACCCAAAGAGCACAAGGGGCUCUUCUUGGUUCAGUUGCAGGGAAAAGCACUGUUUGCAGUGCCCAAGAACUAUAAGCUGGUGGCUGCCCCUCUGUUUGAGCUGUAUGACAAUGCCCCAGGCUACGGGCCAAUCAUAUCCAGUCUCCCACAACUGCUGAGUAGGUUCAACUUCAUAUACAAUUAA
This is a messenger RNA of Salvelinus fontinalis (brook trout), 861 nucleotides long. RefSeq names its product cleavage and polyadenylation specificity factor subunit 5-like. The record is from RefSeq and is a predicted model, not a curated record. Lineage: Eukaryota; Metazoa; Chordata; Actinopteri; Salmoniformes; Salmonidae. The transcript is spliced from 8 exons. Gene Ontology annotation, molecular function: mRNA binding. Gene Ontology annotation, cellular component: mRNA cleavage factor complex. Bases 1 to 861 code for a protein of 286 amino acids.